UAGCAUGGCGGUGCGCUUCGAGGAUGUCCGAUUCCGAUUUGAUUACUCUCUCUGGAAAUGGAGAAAACGGAAAGGCCGUUGUUUACCUUGUGGCUUUCCAUCUGUUCUUUGUUAUGUUUGUAUGGUCCUAUUGGAUGACAAUUUUCACAUCUCCCGCUUCCCCCUCCAAAGAGUUCUAUUUGUCCAAUUCUGAAAAGGAACGUUACGAAAAGGAAUUCAGCCAAGAAAGACAACAAGAAAUUUUGAGAAGAGCGGCAAGGGACUUACCUAUCUACACCACAUCAGCUUCAAGGACCAUCAGAUAUUGUGAAAGAUGUCAGUUGAUUAAACCUGACCGGGCACAUCACUGCUCAGCAUGUGACAUAUGUAUUCUUAAGAUGGAUCAUCACUGUCCUUGGGUGAAUAACUGUGUGGGAUUUUCUAAUUACAAAUUCUUCCUGCUGUUUUUAUUGUAUUCCUUGUUAUAUUGCCUUUUUGUGGCUACAACAGUUUUACAGUACUUUAUAAAAUUUUGGACGAAUGAACUCUCUGAUACACGUGCAAAGUUCCACGUACUUUUUCUUUUCUUUGUGUCUACAAUGUUCUUCAUCAGCGUCCUGUCACUUUUCAGCUACCACUGCUGGCUGGUUGGAAGAAACAGAACAACAAUAGAAUCAUUCCGCUCACCCACAUUUUCAUAUGGACCUGAUGGAAAUGGUUUUUCUCUUGGAUGCAGUAAAAAUUGGAGACAAGUCUUUGGCGAUGAAAAGAAAUACUGGCUACUUCCAAUAUUUUCAAGCUUGGGUGAUGGUUGCAGUUUUCCAACUCGCCUUGUGGGGAUGGAUCCAGAACAAGCUCCUGUUACAAAUCAAAAUGAAUAUGCUAGAAGUAUUGGCUCAAGUCAACCCUUUCCUAUCAAACCGCUUAGUGAAUCAAAAAACCGAUUGUUGGACAGUGAAUCUCAGUGGACAGAGAAUGAAUCUGAGGAAGGCACUGUCAGAUCAGGGACAAAUAACCAUGUUACAGUGGCAAUAGAAAAUUGAGUACCACUGGUUCAUAACUAACCAUUUGAAUAAGAACAAGGU
Messenger RNA from Puma concolor (puma), 1064 nucleotides. Lineage: Eukaryota; Metazoa; Chordata; Mammalia; Carnivora; Felidae. The record is from RefSeq and is a predicted model, not a curated record.